ACAUGAGCGGGAGGGAACGCGCGCGCGGCUUUCCGGUCAUAUGUCGCAUUUGUACCUCCUUACCCGGCUCAGGAACGGACAGCCUUGUACCUAGAAGCACCGCAUUGGCUUGUUGCUGGGCUGGGCAUCCCAGCGUGCCGUGCCCGGCCUAAUGCUGCUUCGAGCCUAAGCAUGCUGAGCCAGGAAGGCUAUGCAAACAUACAACCUAGGACAUUGUCUCACAGCCAGGCAUCCUGACGUUUGCAUUGGGCAUUUUUAUUUAAAAAAAAAACAUCAGACGGAGUAGUAUGCUCCUCAGGAGUUGACUGAGUAGGUGCUAGGUUGGUCUUGGGUGUAGCACCUUCAGUUCCUCUAUAUGGGGUACCAUGCAAAGCACCUCUGCCUAAUAUAUGUAUUUGUAUUGGCUAAAGUUGUAAGCUGUUUUGGGAACCAGUCCUGGCUGAAAAGCAAGCCCAGCAGAACUGCUGGCAGCUCGCACACGUGAUCACAAGAUCCCUCAACGCUCCCAUGGUCAGAAGGAUUUUAUUCCUGAUGGAUCAGAAGAACAAGAGGAGAGGCUGAUCCAGUGCAGGGAAGAGCACUGGCAGCUUUUAGAGGAGGAACGUGUGGAGCGAUUAUUUUAUAUUCUUUUGCAGGGGUAGUCUGGUGAAAGCAGAAUGGAAACCUCAGGAGGAUAUUGUGGAGUUGAAGUCCCCUGCUGGGAAAUUCUGGCAUACCAUGGGGUUUGCAGAACAUGGAAAGCAAUUCCUGCUGCCAGAGGAAGCCCUGUAUCUCCUGGAAUGUUCCUCCUAUUUCUAAAGAAGCCUGAAAGUAUGAAGGGAUCUAUUCAGCUGUUUUACAAAGACCUGCCCUUGUCAGUCCAGGAAGCUUAUGAAAAUCUGUUGUCCCAGAAGUCUCUGAGCCUACUAAAAUACCAGGUAUUCAGCCACUUAAAGAGAUUGGGCUACAUUGUUAUGAGAUUCCAUCCCAGCACUCUCCCAACACCUUAUGAGAGGCAGCUGAAUCUGAGUAUCCACCACCAAAGUACAGAGAAGGGUCGUCAUAAGAGGAAAAGGAGUUCGAGCCCUUGGUUGCAAGAUGAGAAAGUCAAAACAUCUAAGAAAUCUCCAGAAUGCAAAGAGUCACCAAAAAAGGCCAGGAGGCACAAUGAGAGAUCCAGCCACCCAGCAUCCAGGGAGAGGAUAAAAGAAUUGGAUCCUGGAAUGGUAGUUGUGGAGCCAACCCCGUCUUCCAGUGCCACAGCAGAAUUGUCUUCAGCUUGUAGUCAAGACCACGAUGAGAGAGCUACGAUAAGCUCUCGGGAGAGCCACAAUACCUGCCCAUCUCUCUGGGAUUUCUCCACCAUUGCUUUCCCUGACAUGGGUGCUGAUUGCUCACAGAUGCUCCUGCCAGAGCCUGAUAAGAGACUCCUCCCAGAAAACAUUCCAUCCCGGGAGGUUGAUGCAAGCACUUGGCGCAGGCGGCUCAACCAGAAGCGUGAAAAGUUGUCUCGCAAGGAGCGGGAGCAGCUUGAGUGGGAGAACAGGUACAAAAGCAGUAUCAAUGAGGAUAAGGAGGUCCGCCGUUGUUCAACUUGGGGAGAGUACAAGGCACUCCUGCAAGAGAGGAGACGGAGGAGCCGCCCAGCACAUCUCUGGGAACAGGCAGUCACCCCACUUGUGACGCUCGACCAAGGUCUUUCUACAGCUGAUAUCCUUCAGCAGAUCAGUGUGUUCCAGCCUUCCUACAUCCUGGAUGGGGUAUCCCAACUGCAGGACAGUUCCAAAGACAUGAAGAUAGAUUUUGAUGUGUACCAAGCUGAUGCAGCUUCUAGCUUUAAGAAGAAUGACCCCGGGAAGCCUUGUGUCCGGAUGUGUGUUCGGAGGUUUGAUGAACAGAUCCCAUCCCUGAAGGCUGUAAAGCAGCUUGCCUUUCAAAGUGGAGAUGUCCCAGUGGUCUUUGCACUAGUAGACAAUGGAGACAUCACUUUCUACUCUUUUAAGGAGUUCAAGCUACCUAUUGACAUUUAUCCUUGAUAGCUGGCUGCUGUUGCUUGAAGAAGCACCUUUGGACUUGUGUAUGUUUGUACAAAAUGUUACUCAGGGCUUGAUUCUUGAUUGUUCAUUUGGAUACUUCUAUAGACUCUCUAGUUACCAACACUGCAUCUCCACUGAAUGCAAAUUCCAUGUAGCAAGAAACCAUUAAAGUCUUCCUUUUUAUUGCAUCGCCAGGGUACUUCCUGGACAAAAACCACAGAACCUCUUUAUUCUGUUAAUCCACAAGUUCCUGAAUGUUAGUCUGUUCAGUCUGAGAUUGUUCUUGUGAACUUAUAGAAUGAGUACUAUUUGGCUGAGAACCUCUGUGCUAAGUCAGUUUUGAAUGGUUUCCAAAACUUUUGCUAUAGAUUCAGUAAGCCAUAGGGACUUUUAGUGGUUCAACUGCUGAACGAACACCUGUCAAAUUAAAUCCUUCAGAUAUGUGGCUGUUGAAGGGGCAGGGGGAGUUUGUCCAUAACAAAUCCUAAUAUUUAAUGGCUGCCUUGGCACUGAUAAACACUAGAAGCUGACAUGUUGGCUUAAUAUCCAGUACUAGUGAUCUAUCAAAUGGCAGAGAUGGAGACAAAGGGCUAUUAUUGCAUGAUGCUCUUUUUCUAGUCGCAGAAUCAAGCACAACCAGUAAACCGAGGAGGAUAAUCUCUUGUAGCUGAGCAGGUAGGUCAUUCUUUAGGUACUUUUCCCUCCAUCAGGCUGCUGAAGAAAGUGGAAAGGAAACUGCAGAAUUUUGAGACCUUUCUGAAUCUCUGGAAACUCAUUGUGGGUUUAUUGUUUUUGCAGUUCCAUAAAGUUAAUGACUCAGGGUCCAAAUCACAAUUUCUGGCUGCCACAAUCUGUUUCUGCUUUCCAGCUUCUUUUCUUGGAUUUUUUUUUCCUCCUGAGAAAGAACAAACUUGUACAUUUACUGUGAAGUUUCCUGUUGAGAGGCACUAUCUCUGUCAUCUAGUUUAUAUAUAACCCAUGCUGCUGUGGAGGAUUUUCCCCUUCAGAUACCAAUUUCCCUAUCCAUUGUAAGUGGAACCAGCAAGCAGUUUUAUCUGAAUAAAAGGGGCUGGAUAUUUUUGUUUUCAUGGAACAGCUUUCAAGAGAAAUUUUAUGAGACAUUUUACAGAGUUUAUGCUUUAUAGUUUUGGGUGAUUUUUUAGUUCGGAGGCUAAAGCAAUAAAAUUGCUUUUUAUCUUGCA
Hemicordylus capensis (graceful crag lizard) is the source of this 3217-nucleotide messenger RNA. It is a transcript of the gene TSEN54, whose product is annotated as tRNA splicing endonuclease subunit 54. Lineage: Eukaryota; Metazoa; Chordata; Lepidosauria; Squamata; Cordylidae. The coding region runs from base 657 to 2015 and encodes 452 amino acids. Gene Ontology annotation, cellular component: tRNA-intron endonuclease complex. The transcript is spliced from 12 exons. Gene Ontology annotation, biological process: tRNA-type intron splice site recognition and cleavage. The record is from RefSeq and is a predicted model, not a curated record.